Molecule: messenger RNA, 3092 nt
Organism: Centruroides sculpturatus (bark scorpion)
Lineage: Eukaryota; Metazoa; Arthropoda; Arachnida; Scorpiones; Buthidae
Product: centrosomal protein of 120 kDa-like
Exons: 19
Coding region: 102-3092 (996 amino acids)
Biological process (GO): centrosome cycle; interkinetic nuclear migration; positive regulation of centriole elongation
Cellular component (GO): centriole; centrosome
Source: RefSeq, a predicted model, not a curated record
CAUUUUAUGUUAUAUUUUAUGUAUUUUAAAUUUUAGGAAGAAAUUUCCCACGUCGACAAGAUAAGAAUUUAAUUAUAGAAGCAAAAUUUGAUGGUGAAUUAAUGUGUACUGAUCCCGUUCUUCAUGAUAAGACUCCAACUUUUAAUACAGAAUUGGCAUGGGAAGUUGAUCGUAAAGGGUUGCAAUUGCAUCGUUUACAAAGAUCACCCAUUAAAAUACAAUGUUAUGCUGCUGAUAUUGUAAGUCUUCAGAAGGAAUUGAUUGGUUAUUUAAUUUUGGAUAUUCGUUUAGCUCAUGAGAAGUUACAGCCUCCAAAAUGGUAUCCAUUGUUAAAUUCUAAAUAUCAAAGGCAAAGGCCAGAAAUACUUAUUUCACUUCACUUAGAAAAAAAUGAACAAAAACAGCCAGAAGAACAAUCAACAAGUAAUAUAGUAAAAAAGGAACCACAUGUGAAGUGCAGUACGCAAACUGAAAUAUCAACAAAAGCAGCAAGUGCUUCUGAUAGACAACAAUCCUGUUUGGAAUUGAAACCACAAUUAAAUAUAGAAAAUGGUGUAUAUUAUAUAGGUGACACCAAUCCGGAGAAAACUGAAAAAUUCAUAUUUUCAGUGACAAUAGCAUUUGCAACAAACCUCCUUCAGUUAGUGCAGUUAUAUCCAUCAAUUUCGAAUUCUUCUGGAAAUUUUUACUUUUAUUACUCAUUGUUUGGUAAUGAUGUAACAACUGAACCAUUUGGAAAUUUUCAAAAUCCUGAUUUUCCUGCUGAAAGAGCAUCUGUCAAAAUUAUUAGCAGUGUUGAUGUUUUAAAAGACUUCUUCAUUCAACAGCCUAAAUUACAGGUAUUCUUUUGCUGUGCUGAUGUUUCUAUUGGAAUGGCUGAUAUACCAAUUUCUCACAUUUUAAUGGAAGAUGCUACUAGAAUUGAAAAUCAUCCUGUGUCAAUAGAGGGGACUUUUGAAAUAGUGCCAAUAACAGAAAAUAAAGUUGACUCAUCUUCAUUUGAAUUUGACUCAAGACCUGAAAUUGGUAUUUGUGUCAUGUUACACAAAUUAGAGAAUGAGGAUCACCAUAAAAAUAUACUGUUAUCAUCCAAUCACAUUAGUGAUUCAUUAAGUACUUCCACUUCUGAUGCAUCAGAAAUAUUAAAUAAGGUUGCAGAUAUAAAUAUAGGAAAUGAUGCUUGUCCAGUUAAAGAAAAAAUUCAUCUAGAGAGUUAUCCUUCACCACCUCAAAGAUUAAGUAAAAGUGAAGAUUUAAAAGAGAAAGUAACAGAAGUUCCAACACAAUUAUUAAAACAAAUUCCACAAAGUACUGAUGUGCCAAGAGUUUCAUUCAUUGAUAAUAUUGUACAUGGAGCCUCUUCUAAUAUCAAAAAAAUUGAAUGUCCUUCUCAGUCAUUACUUGUUCCACAUCAUUUUUGCUUUACAAUUGAUUUAAGGACAUUAAAACUUAUUCAGCAGAAAGCUUAUUUAAAUUGUUUUCUGAGGUAUUCUUAUCCAUUUUUUGGAAGCACUGUUCCAAUUUUAACCCAUCCAUGUGUUGAUGUUCGUUCUGGAAUCGAAGUAACUCUUCCUCAUGGUUAUUGUGCUUUUAAUUUUGCAACACUUCAUCAUCAAUUAGAAAGUACAUUUAAAGAGUUUCCUCUUAUAAUUGAAGUGAUGCAUCGUGAUAAAGAAGGUAAUCAAAAAGAUAAAUUUGUAGGAAGUGUGAAAUUACAACUAAGCACUGUAUUAGGAGAAUCUGCAACAACAUUUGCACGAGAAAAUGGAGUAAUUGGAACAAGGCAAAUAACUACUUGUUGUAUUCCUGUUCUCUCUGAUGAGCAUAACAUAAUAAAAAGAAGACAAAUUGGUGACCUUCUUGUAGUAAUGAGCUUGGAUGAUUUAGGUCCAACAAACAUUCCUGUAGUAUUAGCUGAAGCAAAUCAGCAAAUUCUAAAUUCCUAUUCACAACAAGAUCAUUAUGAAUUGAACUUAAGCAAUAAACUUACAAUGGAAAAACAUACAAAAAUAUUUGAAGAAUGGAAGACUGAACAGGAGCAUAUUUUAAAAGAAAAGUUGAAACAAAAAGAAAAAGAACAUAUGGAAACAUUAAUAUUAGAGUGGAAGAAACGUGACAUGGAAAGAGAAUUAUUAAUGCAACGUAAAUUACGAGAAUAUCAGCAAAUGGAAGAAAAGUUAAAACAAGCUCUUUCAGACAUCGAAGUUAGAGAAAGGCAUCUAACAAUAAAUGAAAAUGAGAUUUUAAGAUCAAAAGCUGAUUUAAAACAUCAGAAAGAAAUUAUGGAAAGGGAAGCCAAUGAAAUAAUUAAACAUAUAAAGGAAGAAAAUGAAUUUAUGGUUGAAAUUGAAAGAAGUAAAAUAAAAGAGUUGCAGCAAAAGUGUAAAAGUUAUCAAGAACAACUAGCUGAUCUUGAGAAGAAAUUAAAAGAAAGAGAUAUUCUUAUCCAGUCAAUGAAAGAAGAAAAGGAAGGAAGUAGAGAAUCAUAUUUACAAGCAGAUGUGAAAGUUCUAACAAAUGAAAAGAUAGAUUUGAUGAAAAAAUUAGAAAAAGCCUUGUCUUCUAAACAACGAUAUAAAGAUCAGUGGGGACAAGCUUUAAGGAAAAUUGCACAAUUAGAACAACAAGUAUUAGAUCUUGAAAAAAGUGCAUGGUUAAAGAAAGAAGAAUAUGAAAUUAUUCAUUUGAAUAAAUUAGCUAAAGUAGAAGAAGGAAUUUUACAGAGUGAAAAAGAUACUUUGAAUCUAAUAAAAGAUAAAAUAUCAAAUUUUACAGAAAACUCUGAUGAAAGUGAAAGUCCAAAAGAAAGUAAUUCUGAAAAUAUUGGACAUUAUCCUAAAAGUGCAGAUACUAUCCAAAAAACUUUUCUAAAGCCUUCUGCCGCUGGCACUACUACUACUACGACUACAACUGCUGCUAUUACUACUACUACACUGGAAAACGAUUCAUAUCAUGAUAGUAAAACUCUAGAAUAUUUACAAAGACUGAAAGAUGAAAAGAAAACAUUAUUGGGCACUGGUGUAUAUACUGAAGAAGAUAGAAUAAUAAUUGAAUUAAACGAACAUAUCCAUAAAGCAAUGAACCAGCUUUAA